AUGGAUCGACGCCAACUUGAGGCAAGCAACGGCAGAGGUUACAUACGAACGCCUUCCAGGUGUGAACUCACGGUUCAUCAACAAAGGAGCAGACUAGGGCGGCGUCCUCUCUCUGCAGAGCAGAUCAAGUGGAAUUUCCAGCGGGAGUUCAACAAAAUCACCCUUAUCACCAACAAGUUCGAGGGCGUUCGGACCGAGUACGCCGGGAAUCCCCACGGUCCUAGGCUUGUCCGGAUAAUGCUGGUUAGAUUUUUAGAGUGGUUUGAUCAGCAUGACAUCGAUGAGUCGUUUCUGAUCGAGUCGGCCUGGGACGCCAUGAACGAACUCCUCCUCGAACGCGAAGACAUGCUUGCGCUCUUCAACUUGAUCCUGGACCUGCCUUCGCGCAAAACAGUAAGUUCGCUCGAAUUCGAGCGCCCACUGAUGGUCGAAGCUGUCGAGUUGGCUGCUGGGUUGACCCUCGUCGUUGGUAAUGGAAUCGUCUUGUACGAGGCAUACCUUGGCAGAGAUCGUUUUUGCUAUCGGCUCACCAACCUGGAGAGGGGAAUACUGACAGCUUCGUGUCUACUUGCCGGCUGCGGGGGCGACUCGUGA
This is a messenger RNA of Cladophialophora bantiana CBS 173.52, 594 nucleotides long. RefSeq lists its product as uncharacterized. NCBI's taxonomy places the organism in Eukaryota, Fungi, Ascomycota, Eurotiomycetes, Chaetothyriales, Herpotrichiellaceae. Bases 1 to 594 code for a protein of 197 amino acids. The transcript has a single exon. The record is from RefSeq and is a predicted model, not a curated record.